AUAAAAUAUAGAUGUAAGAUAUACUUAUCGGAAAAGUGUUAGACUUAAUUUAUUUCAACUUAUCCUAUUAUAUUUAAAUUAUAAAAAUCUUUUUUAAAAAAAUUAUCAUUAAAAAUGUCUGCGUGGAGACAAGCGGGAUUAAAUUACAUCAAUUAUUCUCAAAUAGCUGCUAAACUUGUUAGACAAGCAUUAAAAUCAGAGUUUCGAGCAGAAGCUUUGAAACGUGAUGAAACAAAUAUAAAAUUUACUCAAUGGAAAGAUGGUAAACCUGCUACUGAAAAGUAAUAAUAUUUACUAUAAUAUUUACAAUAUAAACUCAUAAAUUAUAAUAUCACAGAUUGAUGGAGAAAUCAUCCUACUCUUCUAAUAUAUACAUAUAUAUAUAUAUAUAUCUAUAUGCAUGUUCUUGCAUAUUGUAUAUGAAACAAAUAAGAGAUUUAAUAAAAUAGUAAUUUAUGUAUAGUAAUUCAACAUUCUUGUAAGAAGUAAAAAUAUCCUAUAAUAUUA
Messenger RNA from Apis cerana (Asiatic honeybee), 507 nucleotides. RefSeq names its product protein stunted. Lineage: Eukaryota; Metazoa; Arthropoda; Insecta; Hymenoptera; Apidae. Gene Ontology annotation, molecular function: proton-transporting ATP synthase activity, rotational mechanism. Gene Ontology annotation, biological process: proton motive force-driven mitochondrial ATP synthesis. The record is from RefSeq and is a predicted model, not a curated record. Gene Ontology annotation, cellular component: mitochondrial inner membrane.